GGAAACCCGCGGAACGGAAAAUCGUCGGAAAAACUCGCGAAUACUUUUCGCUCCCGGUAAUUUAUUGGCGAUAGUGAUAUGUGGAGUGGUAGAUUUUAAAAUUAACAGCAAUGUUUGGAUUUGUUACAAGGCACAGCGCAGCUGAAAAUGAAGAAGAAGAAGAAGAGGAAACGGGCGAGGAGGGCCGAUCUCCUGGCAAAAAAAGGGGCUCUGAAACGUGCAUCGAUAUACCUAAAAUAGAUACCACCUCAAGUCUUCUGGAAAAACCUCGAGUCGAUGCCAAAGUAAAAAGGCACAGCAUCCAUGGAAUGAUGGAGGAAGAAAAUGUUAUCAGGCCUCACCAGGAGAUCGCUCAACUUACUCUAGACGAAAAGAAAUUCCUAUUAGCUGUAGAACGAGGUGACGUAGCCUCCACGAGAAGAAUGCUCCAGAGGGCCGAAGAAACCAACUACAUAAACAUAAACUGCGUCGAUCCCCUGGGCAGGAGCGCUCUGCUGAUGGCAAUUGACAACGAAAACUUGGAAAUGGUCGAGCUGCUGAUCGAACAUCGAGUAGAAACGAAAGACGCUUUGCUGCACGCCAUCUCCGAGGAAUUCGUGGAGGCCGUCGAAGUUCUGCUCGAGCACGAGGAGACCAUACACCACAAAGGGGAUCCGCAUAGUUGGGAGGCUCUUCCGCCAGAUACUGCUACGUUUACUCCGGAUAUUACCCCUUUGAUUCUUUCCGCACACCGAGACAAUUACGAAAUUAUCAAAAUUCUGUUAGAUAGAGGAGCAACACUGCCUAUGCCGCACGACGUGAGAUGCGGCUGCGACGAGUGCGUCACGUCGAGACUGGAGGACUCUCUGCGACAUUCAAGGAGCAGGAUCAACGCAUACAGGGCAUUGGCGUCGCCGUCACUGAUUGCCCUCUCCUCCAAGGAUCCCAUCCUGACUGCAUUCGAGCUCUCCUGGGAGUUACGCAGGCUAAGUUUCAUGGAGCACGAGUUCAAAAGUGAAUACCAAGAACUCAGGAAGCAGUGCCAGGACUUCGCGACUGCCCUUUUAGACCACACCAGGAGUUCCUACGAAUUGGAGGUUCUACUCAACCAUGAUCCUACGGGCCCGGCCUUCGAGCACGGAGAUCGAAUGCAUUUGAACAGGCUGAAAUUGGCUAUAAAACUAAGGCAAAAAAAGUUUGUCGCCCAUUCCAACGUCCAGCAACUGCUGGCCUCGCUGUGGUACGAAGGUCUGCCGGGAUUCCGCAGGAAAAAUAUGUUCCUGCAAGCGUUGGAAAUCGUCCGGAUCGGGAUACUGUUUCCGUUUUUCUCGAUUGCCUACAUCGUCGCACCGCAUUCGGUUAUCGGCCAAACCAUGCGGAAACCCUUCAUCAAAUUCAUAUGCCAUUCCGCCUCUUACAUUUUCUUUUUGUUUUUGCUGAUUUUGGCGUCUCAGAGGCAAUUCUUGCAAUCGUUUUUUGGAGUUGCGCCUCCCGAGGAAGUGUUCACACAACGUGGUGCUAAACCGUCCAUAGUAGAGUGGAUAAUAUUGUCUUAUGUUAGUGGCCUAAUAUGGAGUGAAAUUAAGCAAUUAUGGGAUGUAGGUCUAGAAGAGUAUGUAAGGGAUAUGUGGAAUGUAAUCGACUUUAUUACGAAUUCAUUAUACGUCGCAACAGUAUCACUAAGAAUUGUUUCAAUAUAUCAGGUCCAGCUGAAUCCGGACUCGCUGAAAAUAGAAGAGAAAAGAGAAGAUUGGGACGCUUGGGAUCCAAUGCUUAUAUCCGAGGGGUUGUUUUCAGCCGCUAAUAUAUUUAGUUCCCUAAAACUCGUGUACAUAUUCUCGGUGAAUCCACACCUGGGACCAUUACAAGUAUCCUUAUCGCGGAUGGUGAUGGAUAUCAUGAAGUUUUUCUUCCUGUUCGUUUUAGUUCUGUUCGCGUUUUCGUGCGGUCUUAAUCAACUGCUAUGGUAUUACGCCGAUUCGGAGAAGCAGAGGUGCUGGCUGGAAACCGACAAACUAAAUCAUAAUCAAACAGAGCCGGACUCAAACGCGUGCACUAUUUGGAGGAGAUUUUCAAAUCUCUUUGAAACCAGUCAGACGCUCUUUUGGGCUGUAUUCGGCCUAAUCGAUUUGGAGAGCUUCGAAUUGCACGAAAUCAAAAUAUUCACGAGAUUCUGGGGCAUGCUGAUGUUUGGAACCUACUCGGUCAUCAAUAUUGUCGUUUUGUUGAAUUUACUUAUCGCCAUGAUGAAUCAUUCAUAUCAGUUGAUCUCCGAACGCGCUGACACCGAAUGGAAGUUCGCCCGAAGCAAAUUAUGGAUCAGUUAUUUUGAGGAAGGCGGUACUGUGCCAGUACCAUUUAAUAUUAUUCCCACACCUAAGAGCCUUUGGUACGUUAUCUGCUGGGUAAGGAGAAAAUUCUGCGGACAUUCUAGAGCAGCUAAAAAGGAACAUAUGAGAACAAUAAGGCGAAAAGUGAAACAGGCCAACGAAAGAGACUUCAGAUAUCAGGGCAUUAUGCGAAAUUUAGUUCGAAGAUAUGUGACGGUGGAACAAAGAAAGGCGGAGAACCAGGGCGUUACCGAGGACGAUGUUAACGAAAUAAAACAGGACAUUUCUGCGUUUCGCUUCGAGCUCAUUGAAAUUCUCAAAAACUCGGGCAUGAAUACGUCGACUGCACAUAGCGUUAUGGGCACCGGGGGUAAGAAGAACCGGCAGAAAGAGCGCCGCUUGAUGAAAGGCUUCAACAUAGCCCCUCAACCAUCCACCACCUCCGCACUGCCGCCCGUGGCCGAAUUUAUAGCGUCGCUGCAGCAGCAACAACACCAAGGCAACGACAACCAUCCUCACCACCACAACGACUUCUUCGGCUCGACGUUGUCGGGAAUCUUCAGCACGCCGAAUCCCAGGAAGCUGCACAUGCACAGCAGCACCGUGUCCUCGUCGCAGGGCAGCAUCAACGACGGGCACAAUCACCAUCACCACAAACGAUCUGGUAGUUUGUCGGAUUCGAAUCCCAGUCUCGACGCGUCCGAUCACCCGGAGAAAGAACUGCACGGAAUCGCGCAGGGAUUAGCAUUGCUGAAAAAGAAGAGAAAGAAAUUCUCAGCGUCGAGGAACACGAGCCCUGUGGUGCCUCCCAUCAAUCCCCCCGAGCACGGCGGUUAUCGCAAAGUAACCCCUCCGAACAAAUUCCUCAAACGUGCCGCCAGCGUUCCCACGAGAGCUCCCGAAGAGGUUCGGCUGGUGUCCAAGCACGAGAAGACGCAGUCCCAGCAGGAUUCCAUGGAGAUUGCGACCACCGCGCCGUCCAAUUUGACGCCGUCGACGACGGAAGAGAGCGUGGCGACCGUCGGUCCGACCAUAAAGCCCAGCGGGACUUCCCGGGAGCCUCUACUCUUCAACUCAUCUUCCAGCAACCCGACGGGGUCGUCGCAGACGCCGGACGAGGAGUACAAGCCGGCUCAUUUGACCCAAUCGCAUCCCAAAUUGUCGGGCGUUAUUCCGCUUAGCGGGCACAAUGGACCGUCGCCUGGAUGGUUGUAAUAAAAUUAUUAAGUUUAUUUUAUAGUUUAGUGUAAUCAAUAAAUGUACGUAGGGUAACUUGGUAACAUUUUCAAUUCAAUUUUAGACUGUUAAUGUUAUAUUGGCGAGAGGAUUUGGGAAUUACAUGUGAUGGAAAUUAAUACGUAUCAAGUUAUUCUAUGUAUUUUAAAUAAUGUUCAACCAAACCAUUUCCAUUCGAUGAAUAAUACUCGUAUUUAGUUUAGUUUGUUAAUUAUGUCUUUUUGUAUUUAUUAUCAUAUAGAUUUUCACUUUUAUCAUGUCGUUUUAAGUUACCUAGGAUACUUUGUACUCGUACUUCUUGAACUAGUAAAGAUUACUAGAAGUGAGAUGAGUGGAAAAGUGAUAAGAAAUUUUUAACACCAUUUAAGAUAUUUUACGAAGGAAAAUAAUAACUGAAAUCUAAAGGGUAGUGAAAUAAGCGAAUUGAAUUCGGAUAAUAUAUUCUAUUCUUUUUUCUCUUGUGUUAUCUUUAUAUUUUGUAGAACGGGUUUCUCUGUUAAAUUCGUGGUUAUUUGGUAUUUUUCAUUUGCCAAGUUUUGGACAUUCAUUCCUGAGACACGCUCUAGCUAGAGGUGCAUAACUCGUGAUCAUAAUUGAAUAAAAAAACAGAUCAUAAGAGAAUAAGAGGUUCGAAUGUCCCUAAUAUUAAUAUCUCUAAAUUCCAUCCAUUCAAAUUAUUUUAUCAAUCAAAUCUUAAAUUUAAUCAAAUUAAUUGAAAAAAACUAAUUAUUCCAGUAGAAUUUGCUGUAGAUAAUUAUGUAUUUAAGAAUCCGGGGUAAAAACUACUUUUUCCAGAAAUACUGCAUGUUGAAAUGAGCAACUAAUUGGAAUAAAUAUUUGAUUCUCAACUCUUUUUAUCCGAUCCGGGCUAAUUAAUUCUAAUAUUAAAUAUUCGAAAAAUGGUGAUUAUAAAAGAGCUCAUAUUAAUGUGCAUUUUUUAUAUCAGUUGUAUAAUUAAUUUAUGAAAAUUUGUAUUUUCUUUCAGCCUUUAAUCCAAUUUAGAUAGGAUAAGUGUUAUUACUGAAAUAUAUUUUAAUUCAAUCUUAUUAGUACUGUUGAAUUGGUUUUUGAAUGGCCUCCAUUUGUAACGUAGGUGUCUGUAGAAUCAGCCGUUUGUUUUGUAAAUUUGAACACAAAUUUACUCUUUAAAAUAUUAUGUAAUGAAAAUGGUGUGCCUUUAUAAAUUUUACGGCUAAAAAUUGUGUAAAAAUUUUCAAGUAAGUCCGCCAUAUGUACCCGAAAAGACCAUUAGGUUAUUAGAAAGAAUAUACAUCAUGUAAGGAAUUAUUAGAGAAAAGAAAUUUUGAAUUUGUAGAUAUAGAAUUAGGCAAUCUUUGUACGAUGCAUCUGUAUCAAUACUAUCAAUAUAAACAUUUUUCGACCCCUAAACAACGCUAAAAAAACCUAUAUUUGUGUUAUCCUCGAUCAUGAUAAAUUCAAGGUGGAAUAUUACACACCUACUGCACAUAUUGCGUGGCUCUAACUAGUCUUUAUAAAUUAAAAUAUCUAUUGAUAAAGAAAAUUGUCAAUAAAAAGAUGUUUAUAUUGUGAUAAAUCUUUCGCCUGUCGAUUCAAUCGAUAUCUACACAUAAUUAUAUUAUAAAAGUAGUUAUGUACUUAGGAUAUCAAUAUAUUUUUUAUCUUCAAGAUGGAAUAUUGCCUUUUAAGCGGUAGGCUGCAGAUGAUUUAUGCGUUUGAUAAUAGGUAAUUGCAGCUUUUACAUUGAUAAGAAAUUCAUAAGUUUAAACUGUGGUUAUGAGCCAUAUCAAGACAAAUCGCAAAUUUUAAUAUGUAGUAAUAAAGUUCAUUCCAUUAUGUUGAAUGCGCAAUCCGCAAAUGUAGAAAAAUAGUGUUUUCUAAAACUUAUUCAAGAUAAUCUUAUUCGAUUUGAAAUUUUUGGGAACAAAACCAUUAUCUGUCCCUUGAUAUAAGAACAACUUACCCAGAGUUUCAUUUAUAGCUACUAGAUUUAGGCUUCGUUGAUUUUUCCUGUAGUUAUGACUUAAAAUUUAAAUGAAUACUAGCUACUAACUAUAAGACUUACUAAAGUAGAAUUUUUAACGGUGUUUAGAUAAUUAGAUUUCACACGAAGAAGUAAUAAAACUGGGAUACAAUUCAGCUUUCAAAAUACGACAUGUAAUCACAAAGUUCUUGUGUAUUCAGGUAACUUUACUGUAAUCAAAAGACCACAUACAACUAUUUAUUAAGGAAUUAUUGUUAAUAGAAAUGAGAAUAAAUUUUUGAAAAUAAGAUUGGAUUUCAAUUAUAG
Messenger RNA from Phyllotreta striolata, 5814 nucleotides. The record is from the annotation of a GenBank genome assembly. Lineage: Eukaryota; Metazoa; Arthropoda; Insecta; Coleoptera; Chrysomelidae.